GGGUUUUAAUAAAAGUCAAAGUCGAUUCAUCUGGAACCAUCUACUCUUUCUUUAUGUCAGCAUUUACGUAUCCAACUAUCCAUACUUCUCCCUUCGUCAAGUCACAUACUUCUUCCUCCCACCAUAUUCACACACAUAAAUACAAAAACACAUCGUAAAUUUAGCAAUCUACGAUUUUCCUUACAAUUCGCAGUUUUCAUCGUAAUUGGUAAACCCAUUAGAGGAACUAAAAAUGGAGCGCGAAAGGAAUUCCAAUGAUAUAUCGGUUACAUGGAGAGGGAAGAAUUAUGUUGCGACUAUGAAUUUAGAUGCCACUCUCGAAGAAUUAGGGCACGAAUUACAGAAAUUGACUGCAGUGAAACCAGAUACUUUGAAGCUCAUUGUUCAAUCCCAUAAAUCAUCAAAACUGUUCUCUCCAUUUUCCGAUCAACAAUCCCAUCUCACUUUGCAAGAAACAUCCAUUCUUGAGGGGAAACCUAUACGGAUGAUGGGAGUUCCAAAAGAAGAGAUUGAUCAAGUUCUAGAAAGUUCUAGAACAGACAUGAGGAUAGCUGGAUUUGAUGAAGAAGAGAAGCGAAUGAGGCAAAGAAUGUCAAACGGGUUUGAUUCCCCAUUGAAGCUUCCUCAAGGAAAUUAUAUUUUUGGUGAUUUUAAAACACUUGAUCUUCCAGGAAUCAAGUUAAAUCCUCCACCUUCAGAAGCACUCAGACUAAUGCACACACUUGCUGCAGAUCGAGGAAUUGUAGCUGUCAUGAAUAAGCAUAAAUGGCGUGUGGGAAUCAUGACUGAAAUGGCUCCAGAGGGUUAUGUUGGUGUAAGCCCAGUAUGCAUCCUUGGUCUUAACAAGAAUAAAGGUGAGGAGAUAUCUUUGCGCCUUAGAACUGAUGACCUGAAGGGCUUCAGAAAAUACCAAAGCAUUAAAAAGACUCUUUUACAUGAACUUGCUCAUAUGGUUUUCUCUGAACAUGAUGCUAAAUUCUAUGCUCUUGAUAAACAGCUUAACCUUGAGGCCAAUUCUCUAGACUGGACAAGAUCCACGGGUCACACCUUAAGUGGGUCCCACACAAAUCAACAAUAUGAACCAAAUUUCCAUGUUGAAAAUAAUAAUUUCUCCCAUAAACUUGGAGGAAACUCAUCAAACAUUUCACUAGCAAAUGCUCGAGCUUCAUCAGUUGCUGCUGCUUAUAAUCGUUUAGUAAUCACAUCCAUCAAUCCAUCAACAACAGCAUCUGAAACCCAUCAAGAACCAGAUCCUGAUGAUUCUAUGGAACUUAUUGAGCAAAAUUACGAACCUGACCCUGAUGCUUCUAUUGAUAUCAUUGAACAAAAUUACGAACCUGACCCUGAUGCUUCUAUUGAUAUCAUUGAACAAAAUUACGAACCUGACCCUGAUGAACAUGAAGUGGUUCAAAUUCAAGAACCUGAUCCAGAUGAGAGUGUAGAAACUGAAGUACCUAUGGAGUCUGAAACUAGAAUUAUAACUUGUGAAAGAAUUGAGGGGAAUUUUAAUUUUGUGUCUGAAAAUGAAAUGAAGAUGGAAAGCAAUGAAUUUGAGCCAGAUACUGAUGAUGAAGAGCUGCAAAGAAUUCAAGAUCCUGUAAUGGUGGCAUGUAAUCGAUUGAAAAAGUCGAUUCAGACCCUGCAAUCUGAAGUUAGUCCUUCAGAGGCUUCAAUGGUGUUUCAGACUUUGGUUAAGAUAGUGAAGAAUGUUAUUGAACAUCCGGAUGAAAUAAAGUUCAAGAAAUUACGCAAGGCUAACCCUGUGAUCCAGAAGAACAUAGCAAAUUACAAUGGUGCAAUGGAGAUAUUGUUUUUGAUUGGUUUUUGUGAAGAUGUUGUUCAAGAUGAGAUUGGAAGAGCGGAAGCUUAUUUGGUAUUGAAAAGGAAUGAUCCGGGAUUGUUGUGGUUGGCUAAAUCUUCAUUGGAGACAUGUGUUGCUUUUUAGAUUUUUGUUAAAUGGUGAUUUGAUUAUUGGUUGUUGCAUGUUUUUCUCUUGUACAAAAUAUAAUAAUGGGGUAGUAUUUGGAAUUGUAUAUGUAUUGUGAACCGAGGGCUUGUUGUAUAUCGAUUGAAUAAGUGUUUAGAGGCAAUUUGGUCGUAUUAAAGGCU
Molecule: messenger RNA, 2109 nt
Organism: Lactuca virosa
Lineage: Eukaryota; Viridiplantae; Streptophyta; Magnoliopsida; Asterales; Asteraceae
Source: the annotation of a GenBank genome assembly